Solanum lycopersicum (tomato) is the source of this 892-nucleotide messenger RNA. RefSeq names its product protein SRC2-like. The record is from RefSeq and is a predicted model, not a curated record. Lineage: Eukaryota; Viridiplantae; Streptophyta; Magnoliopsida; Solanales; Solanaceae. Gene Ontology annotation, biological process: defense response.
AAUGAACAAAUAAGUAUAAGACAAGUCUACAACACUCUUUAAUUCCCCUCUUGUUUUAUUUAGUAAUCCAAAUUCCAAACCCCAAAGUUGGAUAAUAUAAACUUACAAAACAAAAUAAAAGUCCAAACAAUAGAGAAGACUAGCCCCCCUUCUUAGUUUUUUCCUCUAAGUAAAGUCUCCUAUAUUAUAUUAAAAAAAUCAAAGUCUCGUCUAUCCACAUACCCCACAUAAUACUCAUUAAUUAGUAGCACAUAUAUUUUAAAUAUAAUAGUACACACACAAGUAGCUAAUAGCUCAAAAAUAUACAAAAAAAAAAUGGAGUGUAGAAAAUUUGAAAUAACUCUAAUAUCAGCAAGUGAUCUUGAAGAUGUUCGUAGGCUAUUCAAGAUGAAAGUUCAUGCUAGGGUUUCAAUAGGUAGCAACCCUAACACCGAAAAACGGACCCCAACGGACAAGCAUGGGGAGAUAAAUCCAGCAUGGAACUUUAGUAUCAAGUAUACAAUCUCAGAAUGGAUGAUCAAGUAUCAAAAUGACAUGUUAGUGAUUAAGUUAUACUGCAAGAGGAAACUCGGGGAUCGAUAUAUAGGUGAAGUUCAUAUGUCUAUGAAGGAGUUGUACGAGUAUUCAUAUGCUAAUGGAGGUAGUGCUAUCAUGACUUGUCCUGUACAUAAAGGUUCUGCUCAAUCUCAAGGUGUUUUGAGGUUUUCAUAUAGGUUUAGUGAAAGAGUUAUGAUUGAUAAGUUAGUUUUGGCUGAGAGCAUUGCUGGUUGGAGUAUGUGUAAUUAUUUGGAGUGAAUUUGAUUUUUUCUAGUCUUUUUGACUUUUUAUGUUCUUGUACUAAUGGAUUUGACCAUCAUAUAUAUAGUUUGUGUGUUUUUGUUUUUGAAUUGAA